GCUCCUGUGUGAACAAAGACAGACGCUGGUGACUGGGAAAGAGACCUCCCCUUCUACUUUUCAUCUGAUCCAGACUGUUACAAGGUCAUCUCCUGCUCUGCUGUGCCACUCUGUAUGUAAUGCAGGAGAUCCCCCACCACUCCUACUACUCCAUGCAGCCUUUAAAAACACAGCAGGCAGUAACACAGACAGCAGAACUGGUUCUUCCUCUCACACUCACACACCGAGAGUCACUCAAUUAAGCAACUGGCUGGAACGGAGAAAGAACAACAAGCACCUGACAGACAGCUGGUAUAGAAGUGCUCUUUCUGCUGAAUAACUCUUCUUCUGUUAAAAAAAAAAACAGACCGCCAUUCUAAUUAAUCUGGACCAAUAUAACAAGGAGCAUUCUCUACUGUGGAACAUAUUUCAGCUGGAUCCUCAUCCAGUUCCUAUCCUGCAGUUAUUGACUUCUCUUUCUGGGCUGGUAACAUCUGUCUCUGUGCCAUGGGGCUGAGUGAAGAUCAUGAGUGUGGUGUGUGCUAUGAGCGCUAUUCCCGUAGCAAGCAUGUUCCCAGAGUGCUCUUCUGCAACCACACAUUUUGUGGCCCUUGCCUGGAGACCAUGGCCACACAGCGGAGUGGCAUGCUGAGUGUCAGAUGUCCGCUGUGUCGCCAAGUUUCUUGCGUGCGCCGUGGUCUCUCUCUGGAGGAAGCCCUGUGGGUCAACAGCCGACUGUGGGACCACAUACAAGAAGCUCAAGAGCUGGAAGUAAAGGAGGAGGAUUUGGAAAAAGAAUGUAAGGAAGAGAAGAGAAAGAGUGAUGUCGCAGAGGCAGUAUCUCCAGUGCAGCCUCAGUGGUUGAGGCCAUCGCCCCAGCAUGACCGACUCAGACUACGUCUCCCAGGGUUCCUGAGAAGAAUGAUUGUCCCCAGGCAGUCGCAGGAAAGAAUAGUACCUGGGUGUAAUGUGCGAAUGAAAUCAUGGCGACGGCUGUCAGGAGAGGAAAUGCCCUGAACUAGGUUAUGCCAGAUGAUGCUGCACCCUUCUUUUGCCAUUGUCAUUGAAGACAACAUUCCACAGGCGUAGUCAGUAGUCUCUUGGAUUACCAAAAGAACAGGAGCCUCAGCAUGCGACACUGCGCAGCAGUGAAAAACUGCAACACUCUGCUGUAAUUGUUUGACCGGUCUAUCUGCACGGAUCUUCUCAUUAACCGUUUCAUCCAUAAUCCUCUACAGCUGCUGUGAUGGGAUCUAUUUCAGCUGUUCCAAAACAGACAAUGGGUGUAAUGUAGGAAAAGAGAGGGGGUCCCAGAUUGCAAUAUGAGGUGGAACAGAUGGCAUCUUUAGGCAGACCCCCUUUACUGACUUAAACUGCACCCCAGCUCAAACACAAACCAUUUAAUUUAUUAUUAAUGUUCUUAUUUGUUAUUUCUAAUUUUAUAUUAAAUGUUUUUUUCAGUGGGCA
Molecule: messenger RNA, 1446 nt
Organism: Tachysurus vachellii
Lineage: Eukaryota; Metazoa; Chordata; Actinopteri; Siluriformes; Bagridae
Exons: 4
Coding region: 487-996 (169 amino acids)
Biological process (GO): protein ubiquitination
Molecular function (GO): ubiquitin protein ligase activity
Source: RefSeq, a predicted model, not a curated record